CUGGUCAUUCCAGAUGAUGUUGCCGAGUUCUGAGUGAUGAAGCCAAGGGAUCUACUCCAUUGCCCAGUUAACAGUCCUCAAAAAUACUGGUUUAUACAAGAGCACCCCUCGUUAUCUUCUUUGGCAGAUAAGCGAUCAAUCGGAGAUCCCCCGGGUCUUUAGUAACCAUUCAAACUGCACAAACACCAUAACUAGGCGAUCACUCCGUGGCUACCUCCAGCCGCGGACAGACCCUUCUAGGACCGCCGCCAUGAUGAUGGAGACAAAAAGUCCGGAUACUGUCCGGAGUUUCACCAUCACUUACACCCCACGCGCCUGCAAAACCGGCGGCAUAUUGGCUCAGCUUUGCAUCAGAUGUGGGGGAUACAGCGCAUCAAACCACGACUACUGUAUUCAGUGCGUCGAGAGCCUCAAAAAGACAUGCUGUCAUUUCAGAAGUUAUUCAAUAAAACAGAAGCCGGAGAAGAGAUUGGAAAAUAAAAAAGUGGAGAAGAAAGAGAACAGAACCAAGUUCUGUACCGGGUGUAAGAUGUCUGAUGUAGGAACCAGUGGGGGUCUGUGUCUGAUCUGUGUGGCCAAGAGACGGGAGAAGGAGCGACAAAAGAACCUGCAUAGGAAUGACUUGAAGGACCUCCAUUUUGGUAGCGGGGAUCUAAUCAGACCUUUCUCAGAGCCUUUGAAAGAUGAUUCUUGGAAAAAAGACUGGCGAUGCAUUGUAUGUCUUCAACGUGUACGACCAGAGAAAAAGCCAACAUGUUAUGGCUGUGAAAUCAAGCAGAUGUUGUUGGCAAGGAAACAGAGUGUAGAUGAUAUAGCAAAAGAUUUGGAAAGGUAUAAGCUGGAGGCCAAGGGUGUCAAAGAUGAAUUCCUCUCCUCUGAACCAACCGAGGAUGACACUAAAUGGGAAAUAUCAUUUGAGGCUAGGAAAAAGUCUCUGGAGGUAAUUAAAAAGUCCAUUAGUCAAAUGAGUCCAUCCAAGAGACAAGACGUGACCAAGCAGAGAGAGGCUGUGCAGUAUGUGGACGACCUGAUCACCAAAUGUCAGACGCACUUCAAUGGCAAAAGACGAAAAACCACAGAGGACUGAUGAAAAGAAAUGUAGAUAUCUAAGUUUUAGUCCAUAAAGCCUGACUGCUGCAGUUGUAGACUACAUGUAUUAGAACUCUAUACCACAACUCACACACCUUGGUUUUAUCAUUAAGACUGUAGACUCUAUGAAUUAACCCCCAUUAAUCAAUCAGAAACAAGAUGAACUACAUCAUGUAUAUUAAUAUACCCAUGAUAUGUGUUGUUUGUUUGUCCAAAAUUGUCAUUGUCAUCAAGAUGAAACUUUUGUAAAUCAAGAGAUAUUUUACCUUUCAGUUACUUUUUUGAAAUUUAAAAAGAACCAUUUGUUUAAACUUUAA
Messenger RNA from Magallana angulata, 1406 nucleotides. RefSeq lists its product as uncharacterized. The coding region runs from base 251 to 1087 and encodes 278 amino acids. The transcript is spliced from 9 exons. NCBI's taxonomy places the organism in Eukaryota, Metazoa, Mollusca, Bivalvia, Ostreida, Ostreidae. The record is from RefSeq and is a predicted model, not a curated record.